UUGCCCAUUUCGCCGUGUGGAAGAAGAAGAUCACACGACGAAUCGUUUGAUAGGAUUCUUCAUUUCCUAUUCCAAUUCUAUUUUAUGGAAUGUGAAGUCUGAAUAUCUCAUCUUAUAUCCAUAGGCUUACUGGGAUUACUUACAUCCUCGUUAAUAGAAUUAGAAGCCAUCUAAAUCUAGACGGAGUACGGUAGUCAGGAUGAUGUGUUGAAAAAUGAUUUUUAGAAAUGUGCUCUCUUUAUACAGAUGCUCAAAUUAUUCAUCGUAUUUGAAUCUGGAAAAAUGGUUUAGAAUAAUAUUAAGCUAUUCUAAGUCUAUUCUAAGUACGAAGUAGGUAAAUUGCAAAGUUAUAGUUUCUUCUGGGUUACUGUAUAAUGUUGUUUAUCGAGUGCACUCGAGUGCUCUUAUUCUUGUUUUUUGCUUGAGCCCACUACAAGACUCCCACUACAACUUUUACUGCUCAUUCGACAACCAGAUUAUGCUUAUUUUUGUUUUCUCACUCUCCCGUUCUGUUUUUUUUCACGGGCAGUUACACCACAACAACCAGCAGAGAAUGGGCAAAAUAUACAUUUAUUUGUCCACAAAUAAACAGAACACUCUUCUUUUCGUCGUCUUCAGACACCCGUUUCAUUCUUCUGAAUAUCCUUGAAAAAAAGUAAUAUGUGACUUUUUGGCCUCUUCCCCCCACUCGCAUGAUGCUUUAUUGGUCUCGCAGCAUCUAUAUAUUUCGUAGAGAAUGUGAGGUUUUAGGAGUAGACAAGACGAAUGUUUUUUAUAGUCAUGUACUUUGCUCCGGCUGGUACCGACAUUUGAGAGAGUCCCCGGAGGCGCCGAACACAUUAGACAUGCGUGUAGACGAACAAUGAAUAAAAAGGAAUUUAUGAUGAAGAGCCUCUAUACUCGUAUAUAGAAAAUUGAACUAAAAGAAAGUUAUUUUUAAAAUUUUGCUUCAGCUUUUUCUUUCGUUUCCUUUUAUGACGUUAAUUUUAAAAGACGAGCCUAUAGUCUAGUAUCAAGAGUUCGCUCGAAAUAGAAACGUUCGUCGUGAGAAAGUUUUGAAUCUUCUGAAUCCUCUCUUUCCAGUAAUCCUAAUAGCUAAUUUCAUUUCAUCUUUUUCAUGAAGAACCACUAAACUAUUUUGUGAUUCGAAUCUAUAACCUAUCCUAAUUCGUCCUUGGCGUCAAGUUAAACCACCUGGCCAGUUAGGUCUUCCAUUAUUAUCUUUUCUCAACAAAUAUCUUAAUCUAUAAACUUCUUUCAUUUUUUUCCUCCAAAUAAGGAGCGUGCGCCCAUCAUCACUUAAUUCUGAAUGUUAUAUCCGCCAUCUGCAUUUUAUUCAAUGCCAAAGUACAAGCCAAGGACUACUGAUACUGAAAAAGACAGAUGUCGGGGUGGAUGACAAAGAAGAGGCGGGUAGAACUAUGAAGACGAAGGUCGUUUCAAUGGAUGUGGUGGUGGCCAGGUGUUCUGUUUAGUGUCAGAUUCAUUCUCAACCUUUAUCGAUGUCUUUAUUGGUUACGCUUCUGGUUUCUGGGUAACCACCGCUCUCACUGAAGUUCGUUCUGUUUUGCUCGCAGAUAUUUCAAAACUUCACUGCCAAUGACGGAAAAAAUAUUUUAAUGAAAUUUUAUAAUAUGUCCCAUUUUGACACUGUUGUAAAUAGAAAAUUUCUGAAAAUAUUCAAAUUUUCUUCGUUUUCGUGGCAAAUCUUAAAUAUUUAUCAUCUCCUAAAUAUGUGAGCUAAUUGGAUUUUUUGAAUAAGAGACUAAUGAAUGAUUAUAUCUGUGCAUCCUAUUUUUCAUCGAAUUUCCGCUCUGACGUCAGUAACUGCAGUAAACACGCUCACUUUUCCAGCAACUAGUCGGUGUGCACUCUCUUGCUUUUCCUACUUUUUUCAAUUCUUCAGAAAGACAUGCGCUUCGUUUAUUCAUUCUUUUUCCCAGAAUAUCUUUUAUUUCAGAUCCAUUUUAUCCACGAGCAACGAAUGUUUUUCUUCUAAUUUUCUCCGUCCAUCAUCUAUAGUCUCGUAUUGUGUUUGAAUCCAUGGAGACGGCUGAACGAAUAAGUGCUGCGGCAUCUGCAGCAAGCUCGAGACGUGCCAAAAGAUUGGCUCAACAAGCUCAUAAGACUCAUCCUGUCAUUCAAGCCAAACAAAAUCAGAUGUACUUGAUUACGACGCUUUCACCAGCUCAAGUCGAUAAUUCUCUAAUCAAUCGUGUUCUACCAAAGGAAGUUCUGCUCAAAGUUUUCUCAUUUCUUGACACCAAAGCCCUCUGUCGAUCGGCUCAGGUCUGCCGCUCAUGGAGCAUACUUGCGUUGGAUGGAUCUAACUGGCAGCGCGUCGACUUAUUCACAUUUCAAAGAGAUGUCAAAACUGCAGUUGUCGAGAACUUGGCACGUCGUUGUGGAGGAUUCUUGAAGGAACUUUCAUUGAAAGGAUGUGAGAAUGUGCAUGAUUCAGCUCUCCGAACAUUCACAUCGAGAUGUCCAAAUUUGGAACAUUUGAGUCUUUAUCGUUGUAAACGGGUUACCGAUGCGUCAUGCGAAAACCUAGGUCGAUACUGUCACAAGUUGAAUUACCUCAAUUUGGAGAAUUGCUCAUCAAUUACUGAUAGAGCAAUGAAAUAUAUUGGCGAUGGAUGUCCAAAUUUAUCAUAUCUCAACAUUUCAUGGUGUGAUGCUAUUCAGGAUCGUGGUGUUCAGAUUAUUCUCUCAAAUUGCAAGUCACUCGAUACUCUGAUCCUUCGUGGUUGUGAAGGACUUACUGAGAAUGUGUUCGGAUCUGUCGAAGCUCACAUGGGAGCUAUCAAGAAACUGAAUCUUCUGCAAUGCUUCCAGCUCACCGAUAUUACAGUUCAAAAUAUUGCAAAUGGAGCUACCGCUUUGGAAUAUCUGUGCAUGUCAAAUUGCAAUCAAAUAUCUGAUAGAUCAUUGGUAUCUCUUGGACAACAUUCUCAUAAUUUGAAAGUACUGGAAUUAUCUGGAUGCACACUUCUCGGAGAUAAUGGAUUUAUUCCACUUGCCAGAGGAUGUCGUCAAUUGGAACGACUUGAUAUGGAAGAUUGUUCCCUAAUUUCUGAUCACACUAUCAACUCACUUGCAAACAACUGUACGGCUCUUCGUGAGCUCAGUCUUUCACAUUGCGAACUUAUUACGGACGAGUCGAUUCAGAAUUUAGCCUCGAAACACCGUGAAACGUUGAAUGUUCUGGAACUUGACAAUUGCCCGCAGUUAACUGAUUCCACGUUAUCUCAUCUGAGACAUUGCAAAGCUCUCAAGAGAAUUGAUUUGUAUGAUUGCCAAAAUGUUUCAAAAGAAGCAAUCGUUCGAUUUCAGCAUCAUCGCCCAAACAUCGAAAUUCAUGCCUAUUUUGCACCGGUCACUCCACCAACGGAUCAGGUCGUAAACCGCGGUGGUAUAUGUAGAUGCUGUGUUAUCUUAUGACUGCAUCUAUGUGCCCUGUUCUACGCGAUCUACAGAAAACUGGUACAAACUGACGAAAUUGACGAAGUCUGACAUCAACAGGGCACCGUGCGCUCACCGGGUUGAGGCACAACUUUGGUAUUCAAUUAAAAAUGUUCUGAAAUUUUGAAGCUUAACUAUUCAGUAGAUUUAUAUUGUUUCUUGGAAAUUCUUCAUCUAUUGCCCGCUAUUUUUUGUAUUCCUUCGUUUCUAUCCUGAUCCUACUGUAGCUACUGGUAAAUUUGUUGAAAUUGUUUCCAAAGGGAAAUCGGUGUAAACACGCUCCAUAGAAUUUUAUGAAUACGUUUUGUUUUUCUUCGGCGUCUGCUUUUCUCAUGACUGUACAUUUUUUUUCAAUUCGAAAUUAUUUUCUUUUUCUGUCAAGAAUAAAAUACUUGCCCUCUUUACAAAUUCAUCAACGCGUCAGUUCUUGUUAUUUUCUACACUUUUUAUUUCUUCAAAUCUGGAUUAUUCAUUGAAAUAAUAUUCCAGAUUAGAAAUG
Messenger RNA from Caenorhabditis elegans, 3964 nucleotides. RefSeq names its product F-box/LRR-repeat protein fbxl-1 (gene fbxl-1). The coding region runs from base 2044 to 3444 and encodes 466 amino acids. NCBI's taxonomy places the organism in Eukaryota, Metazoa, Nematoda, Chromadorea, Rhabditida, Rhabditidae. The transcript is spliced from 7 exons. Gene Ontology annotation, cellular component: cilium; axon; dendrite. The record is from RefSeq and is marked reviewed.